Molecule: messenger RNA, 2273 nt
Organism: Meloidogyne enterolobii
Lineage: Eukaryota; Metazoa; Nematoda; Chromadorea; Rhabditida; Meloidogynidae
Source: the annotation of a GenBank genome assembly
UGGUAAUUAAUCAAGUGCGGUAAUUUAUUCGAAUUUUGAAAUUUCAACCUACAAUAAGUGGCAUUUGGGAAAGGGAAGAGUAAGGGGCAAAGUAUGAGGCACUUAAUUGAGAGAUUAAUAAGUUGAAAGGAUGUAUGAAGGUAAUAAUAGGUAUAACUAAUACCUAAUUGAGUGCCCCCACUCCAUUUGAAUGCCCCCUUUAAUAAAAUGCCUCUUUUGAAGGUGAUUGAAAAAUAGAAUGCCCGGUCAUUCCGUUAGAAGAAACUACGGUAUAUGUAUUAAAUGUACCUUGUUUCUUAACUACCCCUAAACCCUACAUUUUUUUAGGUUUGGAAUGUAAAAAAUAUAUUCUGGGAAGGCUUUCAUUGAAUCGCCACAAUGCCACAACUUCUAAAAAUUUCUAUUAUUUUUGUAUUACCUGUGUUUCUCAACUUUGUUACAAGCGGUAGUAGCGUUUUGCGUCCAAAACGAGGGUCUGAACAAUAUAGCUGGAUAACUGAGAGUGAAUCGACUGAAUCCGACGAAGAGAUGACUCCCUCUACAAUCUCUACCGAUGAUUUUGUUUUCGUAGGUGACAUGGUUUUCGAAAAGAAAAACAUAGAAGAUGAAGACUCGGAGGAGGAAGGCGUGCAAAAAAGCGUGAUUAAAGAUAAAAGCAUGAUUUGGCCUAAUAAGCAGAUGCCUAUACAUUUUCACUCAUCAGUUGGAAGAAGAGCUAGAAAAGCUGUCCAAACAGCUAUCAACAUUUUAGCAGACGCAACAUGCAUUUCUUUCCCAAAAUACGAUCCAAAUCUCCACAAAAAUUAUAUGACAAUAAAAUCUAGCGAAAACGGUUGCUGGACGUUUGUAGGCUUCAAAGAUACGCAGGAGCAUAACCAAAUUAACUUAGCAUCUGGUGUUGCCUUAUGUGAAUCUUCACCUGCUGCCAUACAUGAAAUAAUGCACAGUCUUGGAGUAUAUCAUGAACAGAAUAGGUAUGAUCGUGAUGAAUACAUUGAAGUUCUGUUUGAUAAUCUGAUGCCUAACGUUGUUUCACAGUAUCAAAAACAAAGCAAAGCGACUUUGGAGACUUAUGGAGAACCCUAUGAUUAUGGCUCAAUUAUGCAUUAUCAAGUGCGCGCAGGAACGAAGAAUGGGUUACCUGUGCACGCAGGAUCUAAGAAUGGCCAACCUGCUUUUCGAGUACUUAGGCAAUAUGAUGAGGCCUAUAUUGGCAACGCGAGAAUUCCCAGCCUUAUCGACCUUAGUAAACUCAACAAGCUCUAUGGAUGCCCUCAACCCGAGGAAGGCGAUUCGAGUUCUGGUGAGAUUAACGAUCCACGACCGCAAAAACGCCCACCGCCGCAUCACGUGCACGAUGACGAUUGUACUUGUGAAGAUUCUUAACGGCCCGUUAAUUUUUGUUCCACCCUUUUUCAACUAUCGAGUUGUUGCACAAAUCGUUAAGCGAAAAUAAAUUGAAAUUUUAUGUGUUAAUUUUUAUUUUUGCCUUAUACAUUAAGUAUUUUAUUUCUAUUUUCCAUUAAAUGAUUCAAAAAAAAAUUUUUAUGCUGUUUGUCUUAUGAUGAGUUAUAUUUUUAUUUGAACCGAUAGGAAAAGUGUAAUGGAAGGUUGUUGGAAAUUCUAAAUACCCUAAUAUUCAUCCCUAAUACCUCUAAUACCUCUAAUCUUCAUUAUGAAAAGUUCUAAUUUCUUCAAACUUUUCUCCACGACCCCUCUUCCCUCCAAGGCAUUUCCCCAAGCUAUUAUUUAUUUUAGAACUAUUCGAAAUUUCGUUUCGCGUUUCGAUUUCGUCUUUAUUUUUUCUGUAUGAAGUUUCGUUAACGUUUUCUAGGAUAAAUUAAAAGUCUAGCAAAGGAAGCCACAAAUUAAUUUGUUUAGACAAGUAAUUAGUUAAAUAGCCAUGUUCCCUUCGCACUACAUGUAGUCGGUAAGGAACAUAAUUUUUAAUUAAUUAGCUAAUUUAAUUAAAAAUAAAAUUAGUAUAAAAUAAAUUAUUGAUAAAUAUCCUCCCUUUUUACACUUUUAAUUUGUCCAUUCAGCCGUUAGAAAAAAAUUCAAGAAAUAUUCUAAAGGCCGUCAAAGAUUUAUUUAUUUAUCUCCAUUAAUCUCCCUCUCUCUCCCCCUCUCUCGCCUUAUUUGUCCAGCAAUUAUAUUUAAUUAUUUAAUGGUCAAAACAAAAAAAACGUACUUUUUCUUAUUCAAUUAUUGCCUUCCUCCCCUUCCUUCUAUAAAACUAAAAAUAAAAAUUCUCGCCGAUUCCCGCGGUGAUU